Drosophila arizonae is the source of this 1900-nucleotide messenger RNA. It is a transcript of the gene NELF-B, whose product is annotated as negative elongation factor B. Gene Ontology annotation, biological process: negative regulation of transcription elongation by RNA polymerase II. The record is from RefSeq and is a predicted model, not a curated record. Gene Ontology annotation, cellular component: nucleus; NELF complex. Lineage: Eukaryota; Metazoa; Arthropoda; Insecta; Diptera; Drosophilidae.
AAACUGUCAUCACUAGUUUUAUUUCUGCAUUCGCUUUGCCAUUUUGGCUGCCAACAAUUUUUCCAUCAUUUCCCAAAUUGUUGAGUUAAAAUGAGCACACCCACCAAAAACAAUGGCACUGGCUUAGAGGAUGUUAAUAUACCCGGUCAAGCGUUCCUGCGCGAGGCGCUCACUUCCUGCACAGAUCCGCUGAAGGCCAUCGAAAGUUUCCAGUUGGAGAAUGGCGUCUUGUUGCCGUCGUUGCGCCCCAUGCUGCCACUAUUGGACUUGCAUGGCGUUCGUCGUCUAGACUUUCACACCUCGCUCAUGGAGGAGCUGCGCGACAAGCUGAUCGCGCACAUCAACGAUCUUGGCCAGAAAGAGCCUCGCGAGCGUGACAAGAAGCUCAAGGAGCUGCUGGUCAAAAGCUUCCCCGUGGUGCGCGUCAAGUCACUGCGUCCCGUCGUCAUGGCCAUCUUGCGGAACACCCAGCACAUCGAUGACAAAUACUUGCGAAUCUUGGUGCGCGAUCGUGAGCUCUAUGCAGACACGGACACCGAGGUCAAGCGUCAAAUAUGGCGCGACAACCAGUCGCUGUUCGGUGACGAGGUGUCGCCACUGCUGUCCCAGUACAUUCGCGAGAAGGAGCACAUUCUCUUCGACCACACGAAUCUCAACAAUUUGUUCUUUCAGCCCACGCCCAAGGUGCGCAGGCAGGGCGAGGUUGUCCAGAAGCUGGCCAACAUGAUCGGCACCAGUGUCAAGCUCUACGACAUGGUUUUACAGUUUCUGCGCACGCUCUUCCUGCGCACACGCAACGUUCACUAUUGCACACUGCGCGCUGAGCUGCUGAUGGCGCUGCACGAUCUGGAAGUGCAAGAGAUCAUCUCGAUAGAUCCGUGCCACAAAUUCACCUGGUGUCUGGAUGCCUGUAUCAGAGAGAAGAAUGUGGACAUUAAGCGCUCGCGCGAACUGCAGGGCUUCCUCGACAACAUCAAGCGUGGCCAGGAGCAGGUGCUGGGCGAUCUGUCGAUGACCCUGUGCGAUCCCUAUGCCAUUAACUUCUUGGCCACCUCGGUCAUUAAGAUACUACAGCAUCUGAUCAACAACGAGGGCAUGCCCAGGGAUAAUCCGAUAUUGAUUCUAUUGCUGCGCAUGCUGGCACUCGGCCUCAGCGCUUGGGUCAUGAUCGAUUCGCAGGACUUCAAGGAGCCCAAGCUCGACGCCCAGGUGGUGACCAAGUUUCUGCCGGCUCUCAUGUCGCUUAUGGUCGACGAUCAGUGCCGCAGUCUGCACGGCAAGCUGCCGCCCGACGAGCGCGAGUCUGCCUUGACCACCAUCGAGCAUUCGGGUCCUGCUCCAGAAGCUGUCGAGACCUACAUUCAGGAGAGCUCGGUCUCCAGCAUUCUGGCUAUGUAUUACACGCUGCACACAGCUCGCACCAAAGAUCGCGUGGGCGUGCUGCGCGUGCUGGCCAUUCUGUCAGGCUGCAAGGACGAUCGGGCCUACGAGGAUCCCUUCCUGCACUCGUUGAUCGCGCUGCUCAUACCCAUGAGCGAUGAGUUCGGCACCGAAGACUUUUGCACCACACUCUUCGAUGAGUUCAUCUUUGCCGGCCUCACGCGUGAGAAUGUGACAUCGCGGCACAUGCUGAAGCUGCUCUGGUAUGUCCACAACAAGCUGCCCGCUGGCCGCUUGGCGACCCUAAUGAAGGCCAUGCAGCCGACCACGGCGCACAACGAGCACAUUCACAAGCUCUACGAGUCGCUGCAGGAGCGCAUUGCAACUGGCAUAGCAGCAACAGUUAUACAGGCAACACCUGCUGCUGUAGCUGCGACUGAAUUCGACUCGCCCAUGAAGAAUCUGGGCACUCCGGGUCCGCACUAUAGUCCCCAAUAGCCGGAAGCAUUGGCAGCAGCAG